AGCCCUGCUAAAAUAAGGGCCUAAUAAUUAUUUAGUUUGUGUUUUAUUUUGCAGUAAAUCGUUAAUUAUUACUUUCAAACAGAAAAGAAAUAAGUAAGGGAAAUACUGUUAUAAAAAAAAAGGGUUUUGUAUUGACCAAUGAGGUGGGUUUCUCGCUGACCUCUGGAGGUCAGGGGGAGGAGCGGAAAAAAAAAGGAGGAAGUGAGUGAGUUGGUCGGAGGACACGAGGUGGCCGACAAACGUGUGCACAUCGGCGGUUCGGGAAAAAAAUACUGUGGCAUUUGGGAAAAAAAAACCUAACAACUGAGUUUGCAGACGACAUAAAAGGACACCUAGCAGAUAAUAAACUGCUGAACAAAAAUAAACCGGAAAUGAACUCUGUGAGGAGCGCAUGGUGAGAGUGGCUCCGCGUGCGUGCGUGUGUUCCCGCGACAGACAAAAAGGAUAUCAAGUGCUUUUCAUCUGACUGCUUAACGGUUUGCAACGCGAAUGGUCGUGUACAGUGUUUGAGCACCGGAGAAACUAAGAAUACGAAAUUCGGCAGGAGAGACCGCAGGCCACGUGGAGACUUCUACUGCAUCUUGGCUUCGUUUUCAUCGUUGGAGGGUGGGUGCUUCUCUUUUGAGUUUCCAUGUUCCAUUGGAUUACGUGAGUACUACAGUAUAAAGUGUUCACCUGAGCUCCAACUAAGUGCACCAACGAGACAUUUAAAUCCCAGCUGGGUAACAUUACAUUUGUGGGGUUUAGGGUUGUUUUAUUUACACUUGUUUCAGAGAAUAAAUGUUUGUUUAUUGUUUCUACUUUACAAUCCCCUGUGAUUUGCUUCUUUAAGCAAAGAGGUUGGUGAAAGGCCUGUUAUGUAACUUUUUUGAGAGUGAUGUUAUUGUAAUUUGCUAUUAAGUGAUUUAUUAUUAUUAUUAUUAUUAUUAUUUACUGUUACUAUUUACUAUUAGGUGGUUAAUAUUUUCUGAGUGAUAGAAGAGAAAAAAAUUAAAGAAACACUGAAGUCUGAAGCCCGAUGUUAAACACAGCAGUUUGAGUUACUUUGGUAGUACACAUCACACCUUCGGUAAAUUUAGAUGUGCCUCUCACGUAUAAAAUCAUUUCCCUAGACAGAUCAGAGCCAGUUAAUCGGUGAGAGGGCUACAUUCGUGGGGGCUCGUCCGGGAUUCAGAUCACUGUUUUUUUUAUUUCUCUUCUAUCUUGGUAUAUUAUUUUGAGGGCAAAUCCUGUAAAGUCACGGGUUGUUUGAUGCAUGGAAUCUUCUUUUGUUGAUUUAAGUGGUUAAGACAUUUAAGGCUGAGCAGUUAUUAUUCAUCUAAAUAUUAUCUCACGGCACAGAUGAGCAACAUGGAGGUAAAUAAGGUCAUUGCAUGGUGUAGAGAAACAGAUGUUCAGCUUGAGAACGCACUUAUUUUGAGCAACCUACCUUCGGAUUGUGAAGAUAUGAUGGUGUACAAUGUGCUUGAUAAAGUUCAAGGUAUGGGUAGAUGCAAAGUGCGUGGUCGUCGUUCUGAUCCGGGUGAGCAGCAACAUUUUGUUUUAAUUGAAACUGCUAGGAAAGUUUCUGAGAUACCUAUUCCUGCUGAAAUUGGAGGAUCUGAUGUAGUUACCUGGUAUACCCAGAUCGUUAAUGUCACAAAGCAAACACCUGAACAAAAUAGGGGGGAUGAGUUUCAUUCUAAACUGUUCUCAUUCCUAGAGAAAGAGGGUAAAUCUUUAGCUGAUGUUCAGACUAUGGUUUCUCCUUCACUUAGCCUGAGCACUGAGCUUGUUGGUGCCAUUAACUCCUUGGUUCAGAAGUGUAAUGUGGCUACACCUGCUGAGGGUCCAAGCUAUAGGAAACUGUGUACGUUCUCUGGGGUGACACCUACACCCAGUGGUGAGGAUGAGUAUGAAGCAUGGGCUGAACAGACCACUCACAUUCUUGAAGAGUGGCAGUGUUCUGACAACCUUAAGAAACAAAGACUUGUUGAGUGUCUUAGGGGUCCUGCAGCCGAUAUAGUGAGGUUUGAAAAGGUUGCAAAUCCAACAUCUUCCUCUGGCGAUUAUCUCAGUGCAUUAGAGACAGUAUCUGGUACCACAGAAAGUGCUGCAGAUCUGAUGGUGAGGUUUAGGAGUACUUUUCAGAACGAGGGCGAAAAACUCUCAGCAUACAUAUUGAGGUUGGAUAAAUUGCUGCACAGUGUGUUACGCAAAAGAGGCAUCGAUCUCUCUGAAAUGAAUCAGCUUCGUAUGCAGCAGAUAAUCAGAGGAGCACUUCCAACUGACAUGGUAGCUUUACGGUUCAGGAUGACACACAAGCUAUGUGACCCACUUUCUUUCACUGAUCUUUUGAAAGAGGUCAGAGAGGAAGAGAAUAUGAUGCACAGCAGAACCUCAGUUCAGGCCAAUGUUGCUUUGUCUGCCGCGUCCUCUGUCAAGAGUGAGACCUCUGUUAAAACCUCUGUUAUACUGAGUCUGAGGUUGAGAGACUAA
Messenger RNA from Tachysurus fulvidraco (yellow catfish), 2478 nucleotides. Its product is annotated as paraneoplastic antigen Ma1 homolog. NCBI's taxonomy places the organism in Eukaryota, Metazoa, Chordata, Actinopteri, Siluriformes, Bagridae. The transcript has a single exon. The coding region runs from base 1342 to 2478 and encodes 378 amino acids. The record is from RefSeq and is a predicted model, not a curated record.